AUGGAACAGGAAAAUUUGUGUCAAACAUUAGAUUUGACAUGUUCCGAAAAUGAGAUUUUUAAAGCUAGUUUUGACCUGCGUAACCUGAAAGAAAGUGCAAAAGAUAUUGGAUGUAAUGAAUAUAUCGACUCUCUACUACCAAGUGAAGUUUCUUCUUCCUCAGCUUCGGAGGAAGAUUUAAGUUCUAUUGAAGCUAAUGAAAGUAACAGUGACUCAUAUGAAACACCCCUAAUACAAUCCUCUGGAUGUGAUGUUGAUGUAUUUUUAAAAGAGACUAAUGAAAAUAAUGUUAAGUUAGAGGAUAUUCCAUACAAGAGACAUGAUCCUAUAACUAAAGGAAGGCCUUCCUCCUGCAUAUUUGUUGCUUCGUUAGCAGCUAUAUUAACAGAUGAUCAACUGUGUCAUUCUGUUACUGAAAAAUUCCAAUGUUUUGGAAAAUUAAACGGAGUUAAAGUCUUGCGCGAUCCACAGAAUAGACCUUAUGCUUUUGUCCAAUAUACAAACGACCAUGAUGCACAAAGAGCUCUAAAUUUAUCACAAGGUUCCACUUUAAAUGAUAGAGUCAUUAGAUGUGAACAAGCUAGAGUAAAUAGAACUUUGUUUGUUUCAUGCUCUUCGCCAAUUUCUUGUCGAGAUAUCGAAUCAUUUUGUGAACAGUUUGGUGAAUUAGAGCAAUUAAUCCCCAGUUUUACUUCAGAUCCAAAUCAACCUAACACAAAGAAAAAAAAUAUUCUUCCAAACUUCAGGUUUGUUGAACCGGAAUCAUAUAAAAUUGCUUGUUGGUUCGUACAAUUUGCAUUCAGGGAUGAUGCUAUUAGAGCCUUUGCUAAUAUAAAAGCAGAACUUUCAUGGACUGUCCAUUGGGUUCAAAAUGUAAAAGUGCCAAAAAAAUACAAUUUGCUUUCGUCUUUUCAAAGAUCUUUAUAUGAAAAAAAUGAUAAUAAAAAAGAUGCUUAUCAUGAAUCUAAUGGAAAUUGUAUAAAUAAUAGAAUUUCCAUUGAUAGAAAAUCUAUAUUUGUUGGUCAAUUACACAAGGACACUACAACAGAAUUAUUAACUAAACAUUUUGAAAUAUAUGGAAAAAUAUUUAAUUUAAAAUUAAUUCAUAAGCCAACUAAUAUUUUUGCGUUUAUUGAGUACGAUGACGAAUCUUCAGCGGCUAUAGCUUUGGAAAAGGAAAAUCAUUCAACUUUUCUUGGCAAGACUAUUCAUGUGCAAUAUAAAGAAAUCAAUAAUUCAUUUCCAUAUACGAAAAGGGAAGUAAGAACAAAUCAACAGGAAGUAUUCAUUGGAAAGUUUAACAGUAACGGCAAUCCAAUUCAGCACCAUAAUGGUAAUAAGUAUUUUGUUAGUCCACAGAUAACUUUGGCUCCACCGCCUAUUAAUAUUGCUAGACGAAAAAAUCUUGGUAAUAGUACCAUUGAAUUAUCAGUAAAUAAGUUUGUUCCAUCUCCUUUUAGAGGGUACUCUAAUUAUAGACGCAAUUCGUAUCCAUUUGAAUGGCAGUUGCAUUCACUUGAAAAUGAAUUCAUAGAUUCUCAGACUAAAGCCUUUUCUCCUAAAGAUAUGUAUAUGGAAAUUAAUCAUAAAGAUAGAGAGAAUACAGAAGAAAGAGAAAAUGUUAAUAAAAUUUCAUUUGAGGAAAAAUCCUCAGAUACAGUUAAUUCAGAAUAUGAUACUAUGGAUUUAAUUGAAAAUCCAACUCAUGUUAGCAUGACAUCCUAUAAUGAAUCGUCAAGAGAUAGUUCCAAACCUGGUAAAACAAGCAACAAAAACAAUUAUAAUAAUAACAAUUAUAAUUACAAUGGUAAAUCUAAUUUCAACAAUUCAAGGAGAAGAUACUCUCAUCCACCUAGUCCUUAUUAUCAACCAAAUUAUUUUAUGGCACCUAAUCCAUACCACAGCACAUCUUCUGGUAACACUCCCUCAUACAUGAUGUAUUACCCUCCAAUGCCAAUGCCUCCACCAGACACAUUGUCACAGCAUCAGUUUUUUCCAUUUAAUCCUUCAAUAUCACCAUAUGGUUCUAAUUUAAUGCCAAUGAUGAUGCCACAGAUGCCUCCACUACCCUUACCUCCUUUAUCUGUUAUGCCUCGAAAUUCGACCCCAUCUUCUUCAAGUGAAAAUAUUUCUCAGGCAAAUGCAUAUAUAUUUAGUGAUGGAAGAGAUUGCGAGCAUAGAAGUGAGUCACCACAUGUAUCUUUUAAAGAGGAUAUUAACUUAAUUAGAUCAUUCAGUAAUAGUGUUACAAGUUUAAAUGUUUUAGAUGGUAGUAAGGAUAUUAAACACACCGGUAAAAAGAAUAAUAGAUUUCAAAAGAUUCUACGUAAUCAAGUUCCGAGUUUUAAACCAAGAAUGUUUAAUCAAAGAGAAAGUACACCUUUUAAUGAAGAAAUACCUUCAGAGUUUCUUGAUUAUUGA
Arxiozyma heterogenica is the source of this 2421-nucleotide messenger RNA. RefSeq lists its product as uncharacterized. Bases 1 to 2421 code for a protein of 806 amino acids. The transcript has a single exon. Gene Ontology annotation, molecular function: RNA binding. Lineage: Eukaryota; Fungi; Ascomycota; Saccharomycetes; Saccharomycetales; Saccharomycetaceae. The record is from RefSeq and is a predicted model, not a curated record.